This is a messenger RNA of Camellia sinensis, 540 nucleotides long. NCBI's taxonomy places the organism in Eukaryota, Viridiplantae, Streptophyta, Magnoliopsida, Ericales, Theaceae. The record is from RefSeq and is a predicted model, not a curated record.
AUGACUACUGUCCGUACCUUGAUUUCUAUUGCUACUGUUCGACAUUGGCCUCUCUAUCAAAUGGACGUUAAGAAUGCUUUUCUUAACAAUCAUCUCACUGCGAAGGUCAACAUGCGUCCUCCCGCUGGUCUUCUCCACUUCUCUGAACAGACUGCUGUUACCGAGCUUGGGCUUCACUUUUUUACUUUUGACUCUGCUUUGUUUCUGAGACAUACAUCGACUAGUUUUGUUGCUCUUCUACUCUAUGUGGAUGAUAUGAUUAUCUCUGGCUUUGACUCUUCUACUAUCUCUGAGGUCGAGCAACAUCUCUUCUGUACCUUCGAAAUGAAGGAUCUUGGUCCAUUGCAGUAUUUUCUUGGUAUUGAGGCUGCCUCUUCUCCAAAGGGUUAUUUUCUAUCUCAGGCCAAGUAUGCUAAUGAGCUCAACUCUAUUGAUGUUGUCCCUCUGGAUGAUCCUACAGUCUAUCGCGAGCUGGUGGGUUGUUUAGUAUAUUUGAUUGUCAAUCGCCCUGAUUUUGCUUAUGCUAUUCAUGUGUCAUAG